UUUUAACUUAAACCUCCAGUUCACUAUUUAUUUGGUAGAGACUUGACAUGAAGCACUCUCUUCCAAAUAAAAACAAUGUAGAACUAUCUUGGCAUGGACAAGAAGUAGAAGCUAUGUCAAAAUUGUGUGACUUGCAAAUCCACAUUAAUGAUGAAGAAACAUUCUUUUUAUACGAGAGCUUGAUAUCAAGAUAUUGUGGAAAAUUGAAGAAAAUGUUAAAUGGUGAAAAGGGAAGAUUUUAUAUCAAUGAUUUCCCUAGAGGGCCAUAUGGAUUUGAGUUAGUUUUGAAAUUUUGUUACAACAAUGGCAAAAUCUUCAUCAAUGCUUCCAAUGUUCUUAUCCUUCACACUUGUGCUCUUUAUCUUGAAAUGACUGAAGAAAUUUUUAGCAACAAUCUCUUGCAACAAACACAAACAUUUCUUGAUGAGAUUUAUAAUUGGAAAUGGAACGAAAUAAUAGUAAGUCUCAAGAGUUGUGAUUGUGAGAUAUUUUAUUCAUAUGCAAAUAGCUAUAAUUUUUUGGAGAAGGUUAUUUGUGUAUUAAUAGCAAAGUUAGUUAAAAAUUCGGAUUUUAAUUUCAUCGCUUCCUCUUCCUUGCCGCCGCUAUCUUCUUCUAAAAGUAAUUUUGCAAAGAGAAACUCUUUUUCGACCAAAAUUUCUCCGAAGAUUAUUGUUUCAGAUUGGGCCGAGAUCCAGCUUAGAUCAACGAUAAAGUCAAAUAUUCCCAACAAAGCUUGGUGGUUCGAAGAUUUGGCUACUUUACCACCAAAGAUCAUUGAGAUGUUUCUUAAGGGUAUUGGAGCUUAUAAAAGUGAUAAUAAAAAUGUAAUUGUCACAAGAUUUUUGCUUUAUUAUAUGAAAAAAAUCACUUCAAUAAGUUGCAAAAGCAAUAGUGAGUAUGCUAGUCUUGGAGAAACAGCUUCUUAUGGAGUCAUAAAUGUUGGUGACAAGAAUUUUUCAUGUAGAGGACUUUUUUGUGUACUAAGGAUUGUAUCAAAGUUUGGAAUAAGUAAUGAUUGUAGGAAGAAAAUGGAGAAGUUGAUUGGUGGAAUGCUUGAGAAAGCAACUUUGGAUGAUCUACUAGUUUGUGGACAUGACAUGGGACUUUAUUAUGAUGUUAGUUUUGUGAUAAGGUUGAUUAAAUUAUUUGUUGAUAUUAAUGGAAAUGAUGUGAUGAAAAUGAAAAAAGUUGGUGGAUUAAUUGACAAGUAUUUGAUUGAGAUAUCUCCUGAUCAGAAGCUUAAGAUCUCAAAAUUCCUUGAAGUUGCUGAAUGUUUGCCUGAUUUUGCAAGGGAUUGCUUUGAUGGGGUCUAUAGAGCCAUUGACAUGUAUCUUGAGUCUCAUCCAAUGAUUGCUUUUGAGGAGAGUUCAAGAUUGUGUAGAUGUCUUAAUUACAACAAACUCACCUUUGAAGUUUGUAAAGAUCUAGCUAAGAAUCCCAAAAUACCUCCAAGGAUUGCAAUGCAAGCACUUAUUUCUCAACAAAUAAAUAUUCCAAUAUCAUGUGAGUUUACAAAUGAUGAAAGUAAAACCAUGAUCAGCCCUUCACAAAUCAAUUUGUGCUAUCAAGAUAACAAUGACAAUUUCUUGGAAGAGAAAGAAGAUAUGAGUAUAAAUCUUGAGAAGAUGCAAUGGAGAGUAAGGGAAUUGGAGAAAUUAUGCAAGGAAAUGAAGGUUCAGAUGUCUAAAUUUACUGGCCAUAAUGUAUAGAUUAAUAUGUGCCAAUAUUUUGUUAAAUAUGAUUCUCUUUUUCAGUUUA
Molecule: messenger RNA, 1758 nt
Organism: Trifolium pratense (red clover)
Lineage: Eukaryota; Viridiplantae; Streptophyta; Magnoliopsida; Fabales; Fabaceae
Product: BTB/POZ domain-containing protein At3g19850-like
Exons: 4
Coding region: 48-1709 (553 amino acids)
Molecular function (GO): protein binding
Source: RefSeq, a predicted model, not a curated record